AUGUGGGCCAAACCGAUAUUCUCCCUAGCUGUCGUUCUCGGGGGCGUGCCUCUUGCCCUUUGCUUCAACAAUCCACCUGGAGUCAAUAUAUGGUGCGGAAAGGCCUAUGAAGCAAGCAAUGACUCUUUCAACCCCGGCGGAUGGUUCGAAGAGCCUUCCAAAUCAUCGAUACCGCUUCUAGAUCUGAAAGUCAGACCUCGAAUGAACAUCUAUCUUGAGAGUGAUUCUCAGGGAAGCUUAUUGAUCGACGCGGCUGUAUCUUAUCUGACAGGAGAGCCAUUGCCAAGUGGCGCUGCCUCACCUCCGAAUAGUGAACGAUUCAGCCUGUCCCUAGUAAUAACCUCAGGCGGUGCCUCCAUAGUUUCCCACCAGCAGUCAGUGGCCAUCGGCUCCAGUGACAAUGAGAUACCAAUUGCUUUUGACAAGUUGCCUCCUCAAAUGACGCCGUACAAUAUCUCCGUCGUAGGAACAUUAUCUCGUGGUAACAGCCAAACAAAAUUUUCAGCCACCACCGAGCUCUACCGCCUUCCACAGCGAACAGAUGGCGGAAGUGUCACUCGCUUGGAUCACUUGUAUGGUGGGCUUUCGGUAAUAAAAGGAAGCCAAACUGAAUGGAAACCUCUCUUCCCAUAUACCUACUAUGUACAAUGGUCCCUUUAUUGGUAUGCUAAUAUCUCAACGCUGGACGAAUUUGCUGCAAAGGGCUACAAUGUGAUUCACAUUGUACCCACCGGGGAUCUAGGUGACACUCCUUUCCCCUGGGAGGAAUUCGAGCCGUAUCUGCAGCGAGCCGAUGAACUUGGGCUCUUCUUCCAGUACGAUGUACGAUGGGAUUAUAGUAACUUGACAACAAUGAUCGACCAAGUCACGCGGCUGCGCUCCCAUCCAUCUAUACUCUUGUGGUAUACAGGCGACGAGCCCGAUGGGAAAAGUAACCCGCUCAACUCGACAGCAAUCGCAUAUGAGACCAUUCGGGAAUUGGAUCUAUACCAUCCCGUAUCUCUAGCUCUGAAUUGUUACGACUUUUACUAUCAGGACUAUGCCUCUGGCGCUGAUAUCAUUCUGUCCGAUGUCUAUCCGAUUUCGACCAAUACGAGCUGGUCUACUGUAUACAACACCCCAUGCAACGAGACAUAUGGCUGCUGCGGCUGUGACGACUGCAACGGUCGUUUUGAAGAUAUUUCAGAUCGAUUGGACAAUUUUGCGUAUUAUGAUGAGAUCAUCGGUUGGCCCAAGACUCACUGGGGCGCACCUCAAGCAUUCGGUAAUGAGACUUUUUGGACUCGUUAUCCCACCGCUGCGGAGGAGGUAGUUAUGACCAUGAUAAGCAUUAACCACGCCGCCAAGGGAAUCGUUAUGUGGGAUUUCCCUACAUCCCCAGACAUCCUGGGAGUGACCGAUGCAUUGGCCGCAGUGCUCACGACUGAAGAAGUUGCUGGAUUCUUGAUCGGGUCUCCAAUCGCCCAGGAUCUGAAAAUAGCUGGCGGUGAACGGGUCGAUGCGGCUGCAUGGAUUCAGAACAAGAAGUUGUUGCUCAGUAUUCUGAAUUUGAAUUAUGAGGAACUUACUGGAGAGAUCAGCGUCAGUCUACCGGGAGAGAUCUCAGCCAAGUCAAUUAGCAGCACCUUUGAAUACGAAGUCGGCCUCGUUGAAGAACACGAGCUCACAGCUGGACCUCUCUCGCUUCUCCAGACAGCCACUCGCACCCACACACAAGUCCUUAUCUCAUGCCGCAAUAACCGCAAACUGCUCGCUCGUGUAAAAGCGUUUGAUCGCCACUGCAAUAUGGUUUUGGAGAAUGUCAAGGAGAUGUGGACAGAGAAGCCUAAGGGUGGGAAGGGCCGUGGUGUUAAUAAGGAUCGAUUUAUCAGCAAGAUGUUCUUGCGAGGUGACUCGGUGAUUCUUGUCUUGCUCAGUUAA
Messenger RNA from Talaromyces amestolkiae, 1920 nucleotides. RefSeq lists its product as uncharacterized. Gene Ontology annotation, biological process: spliceosomal snRNP assembly; RNA splicing. The coding region runs from base 1 to 1920 and encodes 639 amino acids. The record is from RefSeq and is a predicted model, not a curated record. Gene Ontology annotation, cellular component: U1 snRNP; U5 snRNP; U4/U6 x U5 tri-snRNP complex. Gene Ontology annotation, molecular function: RNA binding. NCBI's taxonomy places the organism in Eukaryota, Fungi, Ascomycota, Eurotiomycetes, Eurotiales, Trichocomaceae. The transcript has 5 exons.